This is a messenger RNA of Protomyces lactucae-debilis, 2295 nucleotides long. RefSeq names its product major facilitator superfamily domain-containing protein. The transcript has 4 exons. Lineage: Eukaryota; Fungi; Ascomycota; Taphrinomycetes; Taphrinales; Protomycetaceae. Gene Ontology annotation, cellular component: membrane. Bases 501 to 2003 code for a protein of 500 amino acids. Gene Ontology annotation, molecular function: transmembrane transporter activity. The record is from RefSeq and is a predicted model, not a curated record. Gene Ontology annotation, biological process: transmembrane transport.
UGAUACUGCACUGAGUCUGGACUUUGCAGUGACCGCGCAGUGCACAGGCCGCUCCGUUCAUCGGUCCAAUGUUACCGACACGGACAUCUGCAGAUUCUAUACAGAUUCGAAUCCUGGGGAAGGCUCCCUAAUUGGCAACUUCAGCCGCGGCCUUCUUAACACGAGAAUUCAACGGGUCUCUUGCUACUGUAGCACUGUAGCAAACGCAGCAUGAAACGAUGCAAACAAUCGACAGCCUUCAUGCUGCUAUUGUAUGUCUCCUCUGACAGCUGAACAGAGGAAAUCGCACAUCCGAGUUGGCCUGUGAGUCACAAGUGGGCCCGUCAGUCACCUCCACAAAAACAAGCUGAUUUCGGCACGCGCCGUCUAAGCGAAUCUGCUGCAGGAGACAGCCACGGCGAAAGUUUGAGACGCGACCAACCCGCACCUGGCCUAGCUUGUAUAAAGAGGCCUCUCCCUGCUAGUGCCUCGACUUUUGUGAUACCAACAGAUACGCAGCUAUGGAGCGGAAGGAAGAAGCCCUCCACAAUAUCGAGCGAACCUCGUCAGAAGGGCCAGAAAAGCUCACAGGCUAUGCGCAAAUGACCACACUCGAGGAGAAGCGUCUUGUACGCAAAAUUGACCGCAAUGUUGUGCCUCUCAUGGUCAUCUUCUAUCUCCUGUCUUUCUUGGAUCGCACCAACAUCGGAAAUGCAAGGUUGAAUGGUCUCGAGAAGGACCUCAAGCUCAGCGACUACGACUACCGCAUUGCCCUCACCAUUCUCUAUGUGCCGUAUAUCGCCUUCGAACUCGUCUCGAACUUGCUUGUCAAGAAGGUUGGAGCCAAGCUUUGGCUUCCUUCGCUCGUCGUCAUGUGGGGCAUUGUCGGUACCCUUCAAGGUGUCGUCAAGGACAAGCACGGCCUCUGGGCAGACCGCUUCUUCCUAGGUCUGACUGAAGCAGGAAUCUUGCCAGCCAUCAUCCUCUACCUUGCCAGUUGGUACAAGCCGCACGAGUUGCAGCUGCGUAUUGGAAUGUUUUGGGUUGCUUCCAGUCUUGCUGGCUCGCUCGGCGGUCUCCUCGCUGCUGCACUCGGUCUUAUUCGUGCCGGUGGUCUCAAUGGCUGGAGCUGGAUUUUCAUUAUUGAAGGAAUCAUCACAGUCGUCGCAGGCGUCAUUGGCUACUUCCUCAUGCCCAAUGAUGUGGAGCGCAGCAACUUUUUGACACCAGAAGAGAAGGAGCAAGUCGCUACACGAAUGAUCUCCCCAACUGGGCACUCGGAAGUGCACGAGCAAUUCUCCUGGUCAGAGGUCGGCAGCGUGUUCAAGUCGCUUCACAUGUGGCUCCUCAUGAUCAUGGCCUUUGGUUCUGGUGUCGCCGUCUACUCCGUGGCCUACUUCUUGCCCACUAUUCUUGCUGGUCUUGGAAAACGCUCCGUUUGGGUGACGCAGCUCUUGUCUGUUCCUCCUUAUGCUUUGUCGGCCAUCUGCUCGCUUGCUGGUUCUUACUACUCCGACAAGGUCAAGCAGCGCACACCCUUCGUCAUUUUCCCGCAACUCGUUGCUAUUGCCGGUCUCGCCAUCUUGUACACUUGCACACGCGACAAACGUGCAUUUGGAGCUCGUUACUUCGCCAUAAUGAUCCUAGUCUCUGGCAUUUACACUGCUGUGCCAGCCUACUUGGCCCUUGCCUCAAAUUCCUUCGCCAACCACUAUCGUCGUGCUACAGCACUGGCAAUGAUGAUUGUCAUGACCAACUCUGGUGGUCUUGCAUCGACUUGGCUCUACCGCAAAAACGAGGCACCCAAUUAUCAAAAGGGCUACAUGACCGUCAUUGCACUGCUGUCUCUUGCGACCAUCGCUGCAGUCAUUUUGCGAUUCCACUUUGCGCGUAUCAACAAGAAGCGUGAUGUGCUCUGCGAUACAGCUCGUGGCUCUUCACAUGGGGAUGAGCCUGUCGUAGCUGGCCAGGCCAUCAAGGCUGAUGCAGGCGAUCGAUCGAUCCACUUCAGGUACACCCUGUAAAAAGGGGUUCAGUCCCUGGUCUUCUUCAUUAGUACACCUUUUCAUUGCAGCUAGGCACGGUUGCAAUACAUCAUAGCAAAUUUUUGUUGUGCACAUGCAUAGCAGCAGGGUGCUUAGAUUGAGCGACUUGUUCAUCGCAACUCAAAGCCUUGCUGUACCGAUGCCCAAACGCUUGGCGCGUUGGGUAAUCUCGGAAGAAGGUGCUGCUCGAUGUACGCUUGUUCCUGAAGAUAAAAGGCAAGCACCCUGAAGAUAAAAGGCCAGAAAUUGCUGCUUCUCAUUCUCUGUGUGG